AUGACUUCCACAUCCUCCAUAGAAGAUAUCCUGAAUGAAAUCGAAGCCAACCGCGAUGACUACAUCCAACUCCUCCAGCACUUCAUCCAAGCCGCGAGUCCAAACCCACCCGGCGACACGACAAAAGCGAGCCAGGUAAUCCUAGACUUCCUCUCCCAGCACGGCAUAUCCGCGGACAUUAUAGCGCCUCAAGCGCACAUGCCCAAUAUAGUCACCGACUUCGACGGCAAACAAGGACCCGGGCCGCGAGUCGUAUUCAACGGCCACAUUGACACCUUCCCUGCCAGCGAAUCAGAGAAAUGGAAGCGAGAUCCGUACUCAGGACAUAAUGGCGGAAGUUCCAUCCAUGGCUUAGGAGCCGUGGAUAUGAAAGCAGGCACAGCAGCUUCCGUGAUUGCAUUCACAUUGUUGAAGAAGCGCGCGCAGCAUCUCAGGGGAAGUAUUGCUCUCACCGCCGUCUCGGACGAAGAAACAGGCGGAAAGUACGGGACAAAGUAUCUCCUUGAGCAGACUGGCAGUGACCGGUGGAAAGGCGACUGCGUCAUCAACGGCGAGCCAGGUGGUCUUCAAUCCGUGCGCUUCGGCGAAAAAGGUUUACUGCGGUUGAACUUCACCGUCAGCACGCGCGGCGCAAACGGCGCAUACAAGAACCUCAGUCGCGGCGCGAAUAUCCUCGCCGCGCGCCUCAUCACCGCACUACAAGAGACGGUAGAAGCCCUACCAUCCGACCUCCCACAGGAUCUCAAAGAGCACUUCGACAACCCCGAUGUGCGUGACGUGGUAGAUGAAAUCAUAGGCCCUGGCUCGUUGACUAUCCUUCCAGUCCACGUCAUCCCCUCGCAAGCCGCUUUUACCGCAGACAUACGCCUUCCCAUCGGUCUAACGCGCAACAAGGUCCUCGCUCAAAUCAACAUUAUACUAAAAGAUUUCCCAGAAGCAUCCUACGUCGUCCAUGAAGCGGCUAGUAACCCAGCCAACUACCUUGCGCACGACCAUCCGUUCGCAAAAUGUAUUACCGAUGUUACUGAGCGUGUUACAGGGAGCAGACCGCUUCCGCUGGCUGGCAUGGGCGGGACGGAUUGUAAGUUCUUUCGUUAUAAAGGUGUGCCGGCGUUUGUGCUGGGGGUCUCUCCAAAGGGCAUGGGGGCGAGGGGUGAGGCUGUACUGAUUGAAGAGUUUGUUGCUGUGGUUAAGGUGCAUACUUUGGCUGUUUGGAAGUGUUUGUCUGUGGGGCAGACAUGAAGUAGGUAGAACAGAGCAGGUU
Messenger RNA from Cucurbitaria berberidis CBS 394.84, 1264 nucleotides. Its product is annotated as putative acetylornithine deacetylase. Lineage: Eukaryota; Fungi; Ascomycota; Dothideomycetes; Pleosporales; Cucurbitariaceae. The transcript is spliced from 2 exons. The record is from RefSeq and is a predicted model, not a curated record. Gene Ontology annotation, molecular function: hydrolase activity. The coding region runs from base 1 to 1242 and encodes 413 amino acids.